Messenger RNA from Alternaria atra, 1521 nucleotides. RefSeq lists its product as uncharacterized. The transcript has a single exon. Bases 1 to 1521 code for a protein of 506 amino acids. Gene Ontology annotation, biological process: mitochondrial seryl-tRNA aminoacylation. Gene Ontology annotation, molecular function: tRNA binding; ATP binding; serine-tRNA ligase activity. The record is from RefSeq and is a predicted model, not a curated record. NCBI's taxonomy places the organism in Eukaryota, Fungi, Ascomycota, Dothideomycetes, Pleosporales, Pleosporaceae. Gene Ontology annotation, cellular component: mitochondrion.
AUGAAGGCCAUACAGCGGUCUCUACGAGACAAUGUCACAAAUUCGAGGCCGAUUAUACGCAGUAGUCUAACGUCACGUCGAACGAGUCUGUUACCACGCCGAACGUACACACGACCCGCUUUCGCACCAAAGCCCACAAUCGAUAUCAAGCACAUUCGCCAGAACCCCGGGCUGUAUGAGCAAAACUGCAUAGACCGCAACUAUGCUGCACACAGCAAGUCGUCAUGGCGAAUCAUAGAGCUGCACGAGCAAUGGCUCGCGCUCCAGCAAAGCAGUCGAGACCUACGAGAACGCAACAACCGCAUCCGAGCCAGUCUGGCAAGGACAGCAUCACGCGCCAAAGAUGCUGACGGGAAACCGGUCGCCUUGAGAGAAGGCAUGAUUGGAGAAGCAAAGGCAUUGAAGGCCGAGUUGAGCUCUAUCGAAGCACAAGAAUCGCAGAUUCAGGAACAGAUAGAAGGUCUGGCGCAAGACCUGCCCAACUUGAGCAGCACAUAUACACCAGUCGGCACCGAAGCUGACGUACUCGGCUACAUCAACUCACAUCCCAAGAACGAGUUUUCAAAACCCCAAAGUCGUAAGUCGCACGUUGACAUCGGGCAAGAACUGGGAAUACUCGACUUCUCGGGCUCGGCGCAGACUUCGGGAUGGGGCUGGUACUUUCUAGUUGGAGACGGCGCAAUGCUGGAACAGGCACUUGUACAGUACGCCCUCGGUGUCGCCAGAAGGAAAGGAUGGAAAGCAGUCGCACCACCUUCCUUGGUGUACUCGCACAUUGCAUCCGCCUGCGGAUUCCAGCCACGGGAUCAGAAUGGAGAGCAGCAAAUAUACGCCAUCGAGCAGUCUGACAAGGACAAGGCAAAACCGCAACUAGCUCUUGCAGGCACUGCGGAGAUACCACUGGCUGGCAUGAAGGCCAACCAGACUUUGGAAGAAGCAGAGCUGCCACUGAAAACGGUUGGUGUGAGCAGAUGCUACCGUGCUGAAGCGGGCGCAAGAGGAGCCGACACAAAAGGCUUGUAUCGUGUUCAUGAGUUCACAAAGGUCGAGAUGUUUGCUUGGACACUGCCCGAUAAUACGGGAGAAGACCACUUUACCACUCCGACGGCCCCGAGCUCAGAAGCAAUCUUUGACGAAAUGCUAUCAAUUCAAAAGGAGAUAUUGGAAGCACUUGGGCUGCACUGCCGUAUCUUGGAAAUGCCCACAACAGACCUCGGAGCCAGCGCGACAAGAAAAAUCGACAUCGAAGCCUUCUUCCCAUCUCGAGAGAAGGAUGAAGGAUGGGGCGAGCUGACGUCGUCCUCCAUGUGCACCGACUACCAAAGUCGGCGACUACAAACUCGCAUGCGUGUGAAGGGAGGCAAGCUAGAGUUCCCCUACACACUCAACGGAACUGCACUUGCUGUUCCCAGAGUACUCGCGGCUAUACUGGAGAAUCACUGGAACGAGCAAGACGGCACGGUAACAAUACCAGAGGUACUGCGACCCUUUAUGGGGGGGCAGGAAAAGAUACAGGCAUAG